GUGCUGCUGAGGGACUACAAACUGCGCUUCUCAACGCCGUCAGCUUCCACUUCCUGCAAGAACAGGGUUCUGUUCAGCAUUCUAUCAUCACAGAUCUGCAGCCUGAGGGAGGUGAAGACUUCACUGGAGCUGCUUGAGCCAGAGAAAGGAUACUACAGCGUCCCCAUCGCCACCCUGGAUUUCUCCUCUCUGUACCCCUCCAUCAUGAUGGCCCACAACCUCUGUUACACCACCCUGCUUCAGAAGGGCUCAGCGGAGAAGCUGGGUCUGACCCCAGAGGACUUCAUCAAGACUCCCACAGGAGACCUGUUUGUUAAGAGCUCGGUGAGGAAGGGACUUCUGCCUGAUAUCCUGGAGGACCUGCUCUCUGCCAGGAAGAAGGCCAAAGCGGAGCUGAAAAAGGAAACGGAUCCUUUCAAGAAACAGGUCCUCGACGGUCGACAGCUCGCUCUCAAAAUCAGCGCCAACUCCGUCUAUGGCUUUACAGGGGCUCAGGUGGGCAAGCUGCCCUGCCUUGAGAUCUCACAGAGUGUUACUGGGUUUGGCAGACAGAUGAUUGAGCAGACCAAACAGCUGGUGGAAUCCAAGUACACCAUCGCCAACGGUUACCAAGCCGAUGCCAAGGUCAUCUACGGGGACACGGACUCCGUCAUGGUCAAACUGGGCGUGGACACUGUGAGCAGGGCCAUGGAGGUUGGGAGGGAGGCGGCAGAGUGGGUCUCCUCCCACUUCACCCCUCCCAUCAAACUGGAGUUUGAGAAGGUGUACUACCCCUAUCUGUUGAUCAACAAGAAGCGCUACGCAGGCCUCUACUUCUCCUCCAGCGCCGACACUCACGACAAGAUGGACUGCAAGGGUAUCGAGACGGUCCGCAGAGACAACUGUACCCUGGUGGCCAAUCUGAUCAACACCUGCCUGCAGACCAUUCUGAUAGACCGAGAUCCCCAGGGUGCGGUGGCCCACGCCAAAGAGGUCAUCUCUGACCUGCUGUGUAACCGCAUCGACAUCAGCCAGCUGGUUAUCACCAAGGAGCUGACCCGCACAGCCCAGGAGUACACUGCCAAGCAGGCGCAUGUGGAACUGGCCGAGAGGAUGAAGAAGAGAGACGCGGGUAGCGCCCCCCAACUGGGAGACAGAGUUCCCUAUGUCAUCAUCAAAGCUGCCAAAGGAGUAGCAGCAUACAUGAAGUCUGAGGAUCCAAUCUAUGUUCUGGAGAACAACAUUCCCAUUGACACCCAGUACUACCUGGAACAACAGCUCUCCAAGCCACUGCUCCGCAUCUUUGAGCCCAUCCUGGGAGAGAGCAAAGCAGAGAGCGUCUUACUGAAGGGGGAUCACACGCGCUGUAAGACAGUGUUGACCUCCAGGGUGGGGGGGCUCAUGGCCUUCGCCACCAAGAGGAGCGCCUGUAUCGGUUGCAGAGCAGUGCUGAAGGACGAUGCGGCUGUGUGUGAUUUCUGUAAGAAGAAGGAGUCUGAACUGUACCAGAAAGAGAUCUUACACUUAAGUACUCUGGAGGAGCGCUUCUCUCGCCUGUGGACACAGUGUCAACGCUGUCAGGGCUCACUCCAUGAGGAUGUGCUCUGUACCAGCCGGGACUGUCCCAUAUUCUACAUGAGGAAGAAGGUGCAGAAAGAUCUGGAUGAUCAGGAGAAGCUGGUGUCUCGCUUUGGAUGGUGAGAGACAGAACCAACAGACUCCAUAUUCACCGGCUCCCCUCUCUCUCUCCCCACUCUUUCUCAGACUCUCUCCCUCUCCUUGAAAGGAUUUGUACUGUAUUUUCUUCUUGUAAGAAUUGUAAAUGUUACACUUAGACUUUUUUCUUGAAUUAUGAAUCUAAAUAAAUUACAUCUUUUUGUAGAAAUGUGUCUUAC
Oncorhynchus gorbuscha (pink salmon) is the source of this 1874-nucleotide messenger RNA. Its product is annotated as DNA polymerase delta catalytic subunit-like. Gene Ontology annotation, molecular function: DNA-directed DNA polymerase activity; nucleotide binding; 3'-5'-DNA exonuclease activity. The transcript has 15 exons. Gene Ontology annotation, cellular component: delta DNA polymerase complex. The annotation marks the transcript as partial. The record is from RefSeq and is a predicted model, not a curated record. Gene Ontology annotation, biological process: DNA replication proofreading; base-excision repair, gap-filling; DNA-templated DNA replication. Lineage: Eukaryota; Metazoa; Chordata; Actinopteri; Salmoniformes; Salmonidae.